Messenger RNA from Coccidioides immitis RS, 1902 nucleotides. RefSeq names its product HMG box transcriptional regulator. Gene Ontology annotation, molecular function: RNA polymerase II cis-regulatory region sequence-specific DNA binding; DNA-binding transcription factor activity, RNA polymerase II-specific. Gene Ontology annotation, biological process: negative regulation of transcription by RNA polymerase II; cell differentiation; anatomical structure morphogenesis. The record is from RefSeq and is a predicted model, not a curated record. Bases 1 to 1902 code for a protein of 633 amino acids. Lineage: Eukaryota; Fungi; Ascomycota; Eurotiomycetes; Onygenales; Onygenaceae. The transcript has 3 exons.
AUGGCAGAUAGUUUGAAUGGGAGCACAUUCAACAAGCCUGUUUAUCAACCGUCAGUCCAAUUGGAAAUGAACUUUGCUGCCCCAGCGACUGCGCGAACUCCGGCGCUUGAGCUGGGUAUGAGCUCCAAGCAAGCACACGUUACAGAAGGCGGCCCAGUCCUGUCUUUGCCGUUGAGCCGAAAACGAGUUCCGACCGUUGCCAGCUGCCACCUCGCUCGAGAGGAGCGUGCAACGUCUGCAGGCUCGACAAAGUCUACCUCCUCAAAAGACUCUAACGUGCAAUUCUGUCUUUGCCAGCCAGAUCCAAAGAUACCACGUCCCAGGAAUGCUUUCAUCUUGUUCAGACAACAUUUUCAAUCUGCUGUUGUUGCCCAAAAUCCGGGUCUUGCGAACCCUGAUAUUUCCAAAAUAAUUGGCGAAAAAUGGAGAACUCUCCCGAACGAAUCCAAACAAGAAUGGAAAAAUCUUGCGGAAGAGGAAAAAGCAAGGCACCAGCAGCAGUAUCCCGAUUAUCGAUAUCAACCGCGACGUUAUGGACGAAAGGGAAGCAGCGCUGGCAACACCAGUUCGGGAAUUAGCAACAACCCUACUGGUGCAUCUGUCUGCAGUAGGUGUGGUGGGAGAGUUAUGAACCCUCCAUCGACUCCUACAGCUUCUUUUGGCCCGCCUUUGCAGACUCAGGACGACUCUUCCGUCCAGCCACAGGCCAGCCAGAAAACGGAUAGCAGUGUCAAUAGUCGUUUUGUAAGAAAAGAAGCCAGAUCGGCGAGCCCAAUCCAAUCGAAUUCUAUUUUCGAAUGGGGAAGCGCGUUUCAACCGCAAUACCAUGACGACAACGCCCGACUCUCCCCGGGAACUAAACGCCGGCGCUGCGAAUUCUUCCCUCCCCGGCGGGACUUGGAUCCGGGGAAUGGGUAUUCUUCGCGGAGCAUGUCGUUUUCGCGACCAGACUUGCUGCAGCAGAGGAAUCCCUAUGUGAUGGAGCCCCAGCGACCGUACGGAAUGAGAAGCUACUCAGAACCUGAUCACGACGCAAGCCUAACUUUGCCACCAUUGCAGACACUAUCUGCUUCUCAGCGGAAUCGCCAAAAUGAAGUUGAGGCCAUGGUCAUGACGAUUCCAUUCGUCAAUAAAAUCAAAAUGUUAUCGAAAAUCUCACCCCCUUUCACAACAACAAGACCCGCACGGGAGAGGCACGGCGCUGUGAUUGCAGUCGAGGGCCAGGCCUCGGAGUCCGUCCGGUGCGUUGUGCGAUACUUACAGAGCGUGCUUUCGUCCAAAGAUGGACAGAUUGUUCGCGUCUUUGAUGGACCAAAUCUGGACUCGUCAAAGUCCCCAAGCAUGGCUGAGGACAUGCGUGAUGCCACGGUGCAAUACUUGGAAACCAUAUCAGCGUGGCACAAAAUCUCCGAAGAGAUCAUGCAUUUCAUCAAUGACUCUCGUGCAGUGGGAAUAAAUCAGCUUGAACAUGGCAAGCUUUCAGCUGAACUGUCUCCAAAAUCGCUUGCACCUCGCCCGAACAUGGCAACACAGGAUUUGGACGGUGCAGUUCCCAUUUCGCCAGACUCGGCUUUUCGGAUAGCUCUGGUCCCCCGAUACCAGCUCAGCACCGCCGAUGCGCACGCAUGCGCAACACCCAUCAAUGACUCGUACGCUCCGAUUGAUCACUGGCAGUGGAUGGCGUCCCUUUGGCGGGGCUGUGUCGGUCCUGAUGUCACAGUGUACGUACAAGACUGCGAGCAUGAAGAGUUGAUCAAGUUUGGAGAAGGGAAUCCUGUGGAGAACCGCCUGGACGAUGCUCGAACACUGGCAGUAAGACGCCUUGCUGAGUCUGCGAACUCGAUUGAGGAGAAGGCGCUUAGAAGGAUUGGAUUUGAGGUGGAUGAGUUCUUGAGGAGAUGA